Molecule: messenger RNA, 585 nt
Organism: Rhagoletis pomonella (apple maggot)
Lineage: Eukaryota; Metazoa; Arthropoda; Insecta; Diptera; Tephritidae
Gene: Svip
Product: small VCP/p97-interacting protein
Exons: 3
Coding region: 246-497 (83 amino acids)
Biological process (GO): positive regulation of autophagy; negative regulation of VCP-NPL4-UFD1 AAA ATPase complex assembly; negative regulation of retrograde protein transport, ER to cytosol
Cellular component (GO): endoplasmic reticulum membrane
Source: RefSeq, a predicted model, not a curated record
CAUAAACAAUGAACCGGAAAAUACACCUGUUGGUAGUUUUUGACAAAUUAUUUCCGUAACUGAACAUACCACGCACUUGUUUACUCUUGUUCUACCUACGCCCAACCACCCCACCAACAUUUUACAAAACAGCUGAUCCAAAAAAUUACAAUUAUUCUUAUAAUUCUCUGCAAAAAUUGCUUUUAAGUGCAACACCAUUCAUAAAUCAUCAAAAAUAUACAUAAUUUGCUGAACAUUGCAUUAAAAUGGGUUCUCUGUGUUCAUCGUGUUUUGGAAGCAAUGGUGAAUCAUCUAAUUUGAUGCCUUCACCGGAAACACGUCGUCGCCAGCAGCUUGAAGCAGCGGAACGGCGUCGUGAAGAAAAUGAGCGGAGAGGUAUUAAAAACCCCGAUAGUAUUCGACGCCAACAACAGCGUACAGAGGAAAUGGAACGUAGGGAAGAGGAGGCAGCACGAGUGGGUGGUGGUGCUCCGAACUUAAAGUGGCAAACCGCUUAAGGAAAACUGGAUCAGAAGUUUAAAAGAGAUAUGUAAUUUUUAAGCGUGUCAUUCUAAGCAUUCAAAAUUAUUAAAAUUUCUAUAAGCA